Thelazia callipaeda (thelaziosis nematode) is the source of this 408-nucleotide messenger RNA. NCBI's taxonomy places the organism in Eukaryota, Metazoa, Nematoda, Chromadorea, Rhabditida, Thelaziidae. The record is from the annotation of a GenBank genome assembly.
AUGUGGAAUUCGAAAGUAGGAGAAGACGAUGAUAUUCGGCACAAUGAAUAUCUGGAAGAAUUCGUUCCAGACUCUGAAGUGGAAUGUGUGAAGACGGUUGAUCAUCUAGCAACGCAGUGCGGAAAAAUGUUAAAUCACGAUUAUACUAUAGAAGACACAAUGAAUUCCUGCUAUUGUAAUCAUUUAGGACUUUGCAAAAAGUAUGGUCUAAUAGCACUUCCACCCAUGCUGGGUUCAGGAGAGGCAUAUAUCCAAUCGACAGUGCUCAAGAAGACGCUAGAAAUCAUCCCAUUCGAUGACGGCUAUGGAUACCAUGAGGAUAAAGCAAACAUGAUAAGCAGAACAAAUAUGAGUGCAGUACAAGUACAGCAAGAGUGCCGGAAUGCGACCCAGCGCCAGAAUCGAUAA